AUGUCAGUCUUCUCUCCCAAUCAAGUGUUUUUGAAUUAUAGGGGAGAGGAACUGCGUUCAAGCUUCGUGAGCCACCUGAUUGAUGCAUUUGAAAGGAAUGAGGUAAACUUCUUCGUAGACAAACACGAGCUGAGAGGCAAAGACCUCAAAAAUCUCUUUGUGAGGAUUCAAGAGUCGAGGAUCGCACUGGCCAUCUUCUCCACGAGGUAUGCGGAGUCUCCGUGGUGUAUGGAUGAGUUGGUGACGAUGAAGAAACUUGCGGAUCAAGGAAAGCUCAUAGUAAUUCCAAUCUUUUACAACGUAGAGCCAGAAGACGUAAAAAAACAGACAGGUGAGUUUGGUGACAGAUUCUGGACUCUCGCUAAGUGUUCUACUGGCGAUCAGAUCAAGAAACGGAAAGAAGCUCUCGACUGUAUCUCUGACAAAAUGGGUUUGUCAUUGGGAGAAAAAAGCUCUGAAGCCGAUUUUGUUAAGAAAAUUGUUAAGGAGAUUCAGAAAGUUACAGAAGCAAUUGGAAAGGAAGAAGAAAAACAUUUUAGAAAAGAAAAAGAGAAAGCUUGGGGAUUGCCAUUGCCAAUACGAUCGCGAAUUUGA
Molecule: messenger RNA, 594 nt
Organism: Capsella rubella
Lineage: Eukaryota; Viridiplantae; Streptophyta; Magnoliopsida; Brassicales; Brassicaceae
Product: protein PHLOEM PROTEIN 2-LIKE A5
Exons: 3
Coding region: 1-594 (197 amino acids)
Biological process (GO): signal transduction
Source: RefSeq, a predicted model, not a curated record